Molecule: messenger RNA, 1091 nt
Organism: Liolophura sinensis
Lineage: Eukaryota; Metazoa; Mollusca; Polyplacophora; Chitonida; Chitonidae
Exons: 10
Coding region: 1-999 (332 amino acids)
Source: RefSeq, a predicted model, not a curated record
AUGAGGAAAUGUGACAUUUACCUGGAGAAAGCCCUUGGUCUGCUGAAGUCAGCGCUGACAGAUUACUUGCAAAAGAAAAAUGCCCGUCUGCAUUAUAUAUUUUUUCAGACCACCUUGGAGAGGCAUUGGAACUGCCAGUAUAAGCCCCUGACCACCCCUGAUGCUCUCCCGCGACACUCAUCUACCACUUGGCCUCUGUCUGAUGUGUUACUGGACUGUGUCAAAGACGAGUCUGUCAGAGUUUUCCUUAGGACCCAGGCCUGUUCAAUGUUGUCAUCGCUUCUGAAACCAGAUAUGCAAGUUCAAGUUGGAGAGGAAGAGUGGAUCAAAUUUACCAAAAAGUUUACUGCUUCACUUACCCCAAUCUUACUCCGUCUAAAGAAGGAAGAUUUCAAACCGAAGCACACUCAUGAAAUGACGGUUUUGCUGCUCAGAUUUCUGAUGGCAGACAAGAUUCAGGGCAAGAAAUUGGUGGAAAAUGUGAAAGACAACCUGAAAUCAUUAAGCAGUGCCAUGAACAGUGACUGUAAGAAGGUGUGGAAAAAAAUCCUAGCACAAGCAUAUCCCAACACAAAGUUGGCACAGAGGAAGAAAAAAAAAGGAAAGAAGAGGAAGAUACAUAGCCAUGAGGUGGUUGGAAAGAUGGAGAUAGGUAGUCCGGCAAAGACACAAAAGUUGGCCCAUGAGAAAAUCACUGAGCCGCCUCCAUCGCCAAGCAAACACAAAAAGGGAACCAAUUCCUCAGGAAGCGGUGAGCAAACUGCUUCACCACAGAAAAUGGGAACUAAGUCUUCAAAUAACAACGAUGAAAAUGGAGAUUUGUUGAGCGACUCCACAGUUACCUCUUCUUUGAGUGAAGCUUCAGGGGACGUAACUCCCCAAAAAAAGUCAAAGCUCGAAUCAGGGGAUGAUAUCAUAGCGGUCUCAGAAGAUAGUGUCUUAUCGUCGCCUUCUACAAAACGGAAAUGUAAAACCCCACGUAAAUCUAUGGUCUCUUGAUGAAGUAAACAGAGAGAAUCAGUGAUUAUGCCUAAAUCUUGGUUCAUUAUUGUUGAUAUACUGUCUGGAUGAGUAAGAUAUUGGAAGAAAAU